Molecule: messenger RNA, 1983 nt
Organism: Cydia strobilella
Lineage: Eukaryota; Metazoa; Arthropoda; Insecta; Lepidoptera; Tortricidae
Gene: Unc50
Product: protein unc-50 homolog
Exons: 6
Coding region: 179-982 (267 amino acids)
Cellular component (GO): Golgi membrane
Source: RefSeq, a predicted model, not a curated record
UUACGUCAGUUCGGAGUUCUCUGUGCCUGACUAAUCCCCUAUUUCCAAUGAAAAUAAACAAGUAAUUUAAUAAACGCGACCACCAAUGCGCAAUAAAACACCCUCCGUUACUAUCGAUUGAUACACCGAUCAUCUCAACUGAUUGCUAUUGGGAAUAGUUUGUGAAAUACAGUUGAAAAUGAAGUACUCAACAUCGCCAACCCCAAGCACUUCUACGUUUAAUUUCCCUCGCAGUACUUCUCCUUUGCCCGCUCCAGCGAACUACCAGCCAACGACGGCUAGCGCAGCAGUUAAGCGGUACAAAUACUUGCGGAGACUGUUCAAAUUCAAUCAGAUGGACUUCGAAUUCGCGGCAUGGCAAAUGGUGUACUUGUUCGUGUCGCCACAGAAAGUUUUCCGGAAUUUUAAUUACAGGAAACAUACCAGAUCACAGUUUGCCAGAGAUGACCCAGCAUUCCUUGUGUUACUUAGUGUUUGGUUAUUUUUAUCCUCUAUCUGUUUUGGGCUGGGCAUGGGCCUGGACUGGGGGCAACUGAUGUUGUUCAUCAUAUUCGUAGUCUUUGUGGACUUCAUCGGAGCUGGCUUGUUGGUGUCCACUUUCUUUUGGUACAUGAGCAACAAGUACUUACGGCGCGACGCGGCGGCGCCCGACGUGGAGUGGGGCUACGCCUUCGACGUGCACAUCAAUGCGUUCUUCCCGCCGCUGUCACUGCUCCACUGUUUGCAGAUCGUGCUGUUCAACAGUCUAUUGAGCCACGACGGCAUCCUACCCUGCUUCGUGUCCAACACGUUUUGGCUCGCGUCCAUCAUCUACUAUCUUUACAUCACUUUCCUGGGAUACAGCAAUAUCCCGAUGUUGAGCAACACGCGCGCGUUCCUGCUGCCUCUGCCCGCGCUCUGUAUCGCGUACAUCGCGUCGUUACUCAUGGGGUUCAACUUCAGCCAUAUGCUUAAAGACUUCUAUUUGUAUAGAGUUCUGUAAUAACCGAGAAUAUUCAAGGCCUUUGUAUUAAAAAUUGGACUAAAACAGAAGCACGGCUUGACUAUACAUCACUUGUGUCUAAAUGUAACCUACAUCUACAAAUAGUAAAUGUUAUCCAAUAAGAAUGCAAAGUUGUUAGUUGAAAACUAAGCAACAGAAAAUGCCUAUAAUUUCACCACAAGCCGUGUAAUUUUAAGUGUUGCGAGGAUUUUGGAGCACGAGGCAAAUAAACUUUGCUGCUAAAUAAAUUAACCUCAUCACGGCUAAAGGGCCCUCCACACUCGUGCGCGAACGCGAGUGUGUAGUCUAGUUCGCUAAUCAGCGAAAUCGACUCCACACUUGCGUUCGCGGCUUCGCGCCGCGUAGUCUAGAGGGCGCUUAAAACAUUAUAAUUAUAAAAAUAUACGGUUUGAAAAACAUUUAAAAUCAGCGUGCAAAAGUGAAAUAUUUUGCCUUACAAAAGGAUAAAAUUGACUUUAGUGCAUUGAUUUCAAAAAGAGCAUUUCCACAUGGAUUACAGGAUGCAGUGCGUGAUUUUUGCUUUGAUAUAUCAGCUUUUCUAGAAUUUUCCUUAGUCCAAAACGCCAAUACGAAGAAGCCUUUACAUGAAGCUACAAUAUGAAUAGUGUUAGACCAAGAUAAGACUGCAACGAUUUUGAUAGCACACGCAGUUCAAGUGUUAUUUAUACGUAAUAAUUUCAUAGAAGUUUGACGUUUAAAAUACUUGCAAAAAUCGUUGCAGACUUGUCUCGGUUUAACUCAUUCUAUUAUUAUUACCACAUAUCAUAUAAUAUUUUAUAUGUAGUCGCCUAGCAGUGACACUAAAAUGGGGUGUAGGAUAAGGAAAUGCAUUUUUGUAAUUUAACCAUUGAAUGAAAAUUGUUGCAUGGGACUGCAUUAAUAAGUUAAUUAUUAAAGUAUCAUUGUACAUAGUCAAUAAUUAUGAUACCUACUUGUAUUAAACAAUUAUUAUCUGUAAUUAAUAAAUUUUGUAAAUAUUA